Molecule: messenger RNA, 1977 nt
Organism: Rhodofomes roseus
Lineage: Eukaryota; Fungi; Basidiomycota; Agaricomycetes; Polyporales; Fomitopsidaceae
Exons: 9
Coding region: 1-1977 (658 amino acids)
Source: RefSeq, a predicted model, not a curated record
AUGCCGCUCCUCGCCACUGACCACCCAGUCGUCAAAACUGGUGGAGACGUCAUUCCACCAAAGGAUCGUCGAUGGGUGGCACGAAUAUGUCCCCAGUGCGCCGAGAAUCCUUCCGGCGUGUCCACAAACUUCGUCGAGGGCGUCGCCUGUUUUCCCGCUGGUAGAAGGCAUCAGGGCAGCGUUCCCUUGCGCGAUUUCGUCCCUGAUCUCCCUUCCCUUCCGCGAGCCGUCCCUGGCGGGGUGGUUCUUUCCUUCCACCUCAGCAAGAACCGAUUUCGCCCAUCCACAAACAUCAAUAGACCUAUGGAUUGCGUUUUGCACGUCCGCGGAAGAGGUUUCGGAGUGAAACCCGCGUCUUCGAAGGUUUCCGUGGUGCCUAUGCAAUAUGUGGCCAGCGCUCAUCCUCAACUCGGAUUGCGACUUAGCCUACUCUACUCUCAAGACCGACUCCACGACAAUCAUCUCAAUGCAACGAGAUCACGCCCUCUCUCUCUCAAGGAACAUCGAACGCAUCCAAGCAAGUACGCCGGUACUACGGUCAUCGACUUCACGAACCAGGCGCUUACCGACGCUCACCACGAUGUCGUUUCUGUCGACGCACAUAACUCGUGGUCCUACCAAGGCACGCUUUCGGUUCGGCCAGCGCUGGAGAGCUUCAACGCAGGGGGAGCCGAAAGGCUGUGUCUAGGGCUGCGGCAGCAGCUGCGCCUCUUUGUUGCGAUGAUACAAGAUGCUGCAACUCAAGACGAGCAUAAGAAGAAACACAUAUCCUGGUGGCGCGCGACACUUGUUGGAUCACCUACACCAUGCAAAGAAGCGUACGGCAAGUCCGUAUACGGGAUCAUGCAACCUGCAACUGCACGACCAACCACGAGAAGGCAACACCUCUCUGGGGGUGCAGCAUCUCCUUUUCGAUUCAUGCACGACUGUUGGACUGACGAACAUUCUUCGCCCCAGACAGCUCAGGCGCGGGUACCGGUAUUCAGCAGAGUAUAUGGGAAGACGCCGCUCAGCAUGUGCCCCACACAAACGUACACCACAUCUGGACUACACGGUGCCAUCUUUUCAGGGCCUGAGGCCCGCUUUGUCUCGCGCGCAAGCCUGGUAUUCGAAAGAAUUGGCGCGACAGAAGACACCUGUGCGCGACCGUUCUCUACGGAGAGCAAGCACUUCUUGUCAGGAAGAUGCGUAGCUUGUGCACUCUGCGACGAGCCUGUGUCGUGCUCGGCAAGGGUCAUGCGUGGAAUUGGACACUUCGAAGCCUGGUCUAGCCGCCUACUCUCGCACGGCCAGAGGGACAUUGGACCAGCAGAAACGUACUCAACGAUGCAUCCCAGGGCGUCGCCAACAACGCAUUGGACCACUCUUCCCGUCUCCCCAGCAGUCUCUCUCCAAGCCGGGAUUCGUGUCGAGGAUCUGAAUAUGCCGGGAGCAGGAAACGGGGCAGGGAGCGAGAAGGUGGGUGACCCACCUUCCGACGACAAUGCCUCAUAUUUCGAGGCCGCAAACACCAGAGUUCCUUUUUCGAGAAUAGGGCAGACAACAGAUAGCUGGGAAGGGCGCAGACUCAGCUCCUCCUCUUUUUUCGACCCUGACCGGCGACCGCGACCGCCACGUACCAGGAGGUCACGUGGUACGACUCGGAGAACUCAAGUUCAAUUCGGCAGCGGAGGCACUGUGAUGAUAAUCAGUAUCUUUGAGAAUGGGGAAUUCAGCGCGACCGCUACAAUACGGUUUGACAACGUGACGCUCGUUCGGCGGCCGCUCGAUCAGGAAGUUCCGCCCAGGUUCCGCCCUAUACUGCGCUCAGGCUCGUACUCCUCAAAAUACCCUCUCUUCGUUGAGAGCUCCGCGCGUUGUAGGCCGGCAAGAAGGCGCCAGCAACCACCCUCGGUUCGAAUCCGGAUAUGCGAUCUCCUAACCAAUUUAGCGCCGACGGGAAUCCUCAAGCCCAACAUCGUGUUGCGUCACCAGUGA